UCCGGAUCAGAUUUGGUGGUUAACCUCACGGACAGAUGUUUUUUUGUUUGUUUCAAAUUCGGAUCGCGGAUUUCGAUUCGAUUGAAAGGCUUGAAGUGAUUGAAGCGGUUGAAGUAAGGAUUUUGGAAUGUAAAGUUUUACCAUUACUAAAAUAAGAAGAUCAUCACCUAGGAUUUGCGAGUGAUUGAAGGUACUACAGUAAACGCCUUGAUAAAGAAUUCAUUGCUCUGCUCUGUUUCACAUUAACGCUAUCUUUAAAAAUUACAAUGGGACAAACCGACGACGAAAACGGUCCUAUGCUAACAAUACCGGAAACUCCGUUGGAUGACGGUGAUGUGCUCAGUCAGAACAAUAAACGUUUCAAGUGCGACGUGUGUGGCAGGGCAUUUACCAGGAAGCAUGCCCUCUCUGAACACAAAAAAACGCACAAGGUUUCCACCAGAGCCAAAUGUGAAUUGUGCAGUAAGACAUUCGAGACCAUACAUACGCUUAAUUACCACAAACGCAAACAACACUCAACAAUCCAUUGUGAUAUUUGCGGUAAAACCUUUCUAUCGGCUUCCGGACUACGGAAGCACAGUGACCAAUGUAGCGGCCCAAAAAAACUUUCAUGCAAAACUUGCGGAAAAGUUUGCAAAAAUAUCACCGGUUUGAAGGAACAUCAAAUGAGCCAUUCAAAGGAACGACAGUUUGAAUGUGAUAUUUGCGGUAAAACGUUUAAAUUGAAGUCAUCAAUUAAAGCGCACAUCCUGAUACACACCGAAGGUACUGCAUGUGACGUAUGUGGCAAGGUGAUCAAAGUUCCUUCUUCCAUGAAGAGACACUACGCUAUGCACCGGGGAGAAAAGCCUUACCCUUGUAGCUUGUGCUCGAAGCAUUUCGUCGGUGCGUAUGAGCUAAAGUUGCACACCCGCACUCAUACCGGCGAAAAACCAUUCAAAUGUGAUAUCUGUGGCAAGCAAUUCCGUAUCCGGCGUCGCUUGACGAUACACACCUCAACGCACACCCAAUCUGAACCCUUUCGGUGCGAUGUCUGUGGAAAAGAAUUCCUGCACGAGAAAGGACUGCUGCAGCAUCGCAAACUGCACACCAACCCGCAGCAGUACGGGUGUGAGCUUUGCGAGCGAAUCUAUUCCGAUUACGACGCUCUGCUGCACCAUCGGCGCACGCACGCCGAGCCGUUUCACUGUGACAUCUGCGGUAAGAGCAUCCGCACGAAGGCCAACUUCACCCGCCACCGGGCGUUGCAUCUGGGUAGCGGUGAAUCGUUUCCCUGUGACCGGUGCAGUAAGGCGUUCAUUUGUAAGGUUUAUCUGCAGCGGCACCUGCGUACUCACGAGCGGCAAAAAACUCAAAACACGGACGGACUCUUGGAAUGAUCUGUC
This is a messenger RNA of Sabethes cyaneus, 1385 nucleotides long. Its product is annotated as gastrula zinc finger protein XlCGF17.1-like. Bases 267 to 1379 code for a protein of 370 amino acids. Gene Ontology annotation, molecular function: DNA-binding transcription factor activity; RNA polymerase II cis-regulatory region sequence-specific DNA binding. Gene Ontology annotation, biological process: regulation of transcription by RNA polymerase II. The record is from RefSeq and is a predicted model, not a curated record. Lineage: Eukaryota; Metazoa; Arthropoda; Insecta; Diptera; Culicidae. The transcript has 2 exons.